Molecule: messenger RNA, 1175 nt
Organism: Diabrotica virgifera virgifera (western corn rootworm)
Lineage: Eukaryota; Metazoa; Arthropoda; Insecta; Coleoptera; Chrysomelidae
Exons: 3
Coding region: 1-945 (314 amino acids)
Source: RefSeq, a predicted model, not a curated record
AUGGUUAGUAAUUGGGGCCUUCUGAUUCCGAAUCCGUUUUCAGAAUUGACCUGGGUCGUCCGGAAGUGGGCACAAGAUGGGCACGAAGUUGGGCUGAAUAAGAGAAAAAUCGAUAUAAAAAAUUCUCCAGCUCCAGCCGUUUGCGCCAGAGAUGGAGGCAACAAGUUUAGUCAGAGCGACUUCCAAAAGAAAGUAACCAAAAUAUUUAAACUACUCCAUGCUCACAAGCACGUGUUGGCACUUGAACUUAAUCUUUGGAAGAAGUUGCCAAAGGUGCCUGAGCAAAGAGCAGUUAGAUAUGAUGAAGGUAAAGGUUUGUUGGAAGGCCAGGAUGUCGCCUCGUCGUCAGGAGUGGCGUCCUGUUCGUCAGGGGCGGCGUCCUAUUCGUCAGGGGCGGCGUCCUCGUCGUCUUUGCCAAGACAAUCUGAUAUAUUAAGGGAUAUAUCAGAUUGUCCCUCAUCCACAUCGGUUUGCACGCACCACAGCCGACAAUUUGAAAUGCCUGCUCAAAUUUCCUCUGAUGUGGUAGAUGAAUCAAGGGAAAACCUACAUUCAUCUACGAUAAUAGAGGAGAGUUCUGUAGUUCCUUCUGAGGAUAAUGGUCCACUUUUGGGUUCUGAACUCACGAAUGAACCAAUUUCGUCUGAUGAUGAUGGUCCAUUUUUGGGUUUUGAGCCCAUGAUUGAAGCAUUAUCAGGUUGUCAAUGUUCUGCGGGUUCUGCCGUUACAGCUUACGUGGAUUCUGAAGCAAGUUGUUCAACAACCACUUCUGAAGCAAGUUGUUCAACAACCACUUCUGAAGCAGGUUGUUCAACAACCACUUCUGGAACCAUGGAACCUGGCGCUUCUUCUUCAUCGGAACCUGUUCCGAAGGGGAAUAAGAAAAAACGCAAACGGCGAACUGAAUUUGAAAUGUUGCUUGGCUCUACUGUUUGCUUCCCUUGAUUCUGUACCUCGGAAUGUCCAUUUUUUAACUUUACAGGAGAGCAGUUUUAAAUUGUUUUUUAACAUAGGCGCAAAUGGACUUAAUGUUUUUUUAAAGGUCACUAUCUCCAUUAAUAUAAUUUAAAAUAUUUAUCAUUUAAAAUUAACGGUAUAUAUCCCGAAAGAGGGAUCAGAAAUAAAUGUAAUCUAAAAUUUAGUUUAUAAUUAAUGUAAAAUUGUCCUAUAAAUGG